ACCCCCACGCCGCGCCCGCUCCGAAACGUGAGGUCCCCAACUUUAAACCUAUAUAAACCGAAAACCGCGUGGCCGACGUAAUAUUGUCCCAUCUGACGAAGAGCUGUGAACUGGUCCGAACACAGAAACCAAACAAACCAUGGCGUUCACAAUUUUUGGAGUUUCGGCAUGCCUAUUAUUGGUUGUGAACACUGUCACACCUAUCUCUGUACCUUCGUACCCAUCUUCGUCGUAUCCUUCGACUACAUCAUACAACUCAGCUCCCGCAUAUACGCCAGCUCCUCCAUCAUACAGCCCAGCACCGGCCUACAAACCAACUCCAUCAUACAGCCCUGCUCCGUCAUACAAAUCGACCCCGUCGUACAGCCAAGCCCCGGCCUACAAGCCUGCUGGUCCAGCCUACAAACCAACCCCGGCUUAUAAAUCAGCCCCGGUUUACUCUGCUCCGUCCUAUUCUGCCCCAUCCUACUCUGCCCCGUCAUACUCUGCCCCGUCAUACUCUGCCCCAUCCUACUCUGCCCCGUCAUACUCUGCACCGUCAUACUCCUCCCCGUCCUACUCCGCACCGGCACCGUACAAAUCUCAAGAGCCCGAGUACCCGGCCAAGCCGUACAACUUCGAAUACUCUGUCAACGACUACAACACCGGAGAUGUCAAGAGCCAAGCCGAAUACAGUGACGGAAAGAACGUCAAAGGUUACUACAGCCUGAUCGAGGCCGACGGAACCAAGAGGAUCGUCGAGUACACCGCCGACGAAUACGGUUUCAACGCUGUUGUCAAGAAGGAAGGCACUCCGUCGUACGGCGCUGCCGCUCCGGCUUACAAGGCUCCGGCUUACUCACCGGCCCCGGCUUACUCGGCUGCUCCAGCAUACUCGGCUGCUCCAGCAUACUCGGCUGGCCCAGCUUACCCAGCGGCCCCGGCUUACCCAGCGGCCCCGGCUUACCCGACCCCCGCCUACUAACGAGUCCCUCGCAAUGACUGUUCACCCAUGAUUUAACUAUGCAGACGUCGCCCGAAACAAAUGGCGAACGAUCGAAUAAUAAUAAUAAUAAUAAUAAUACGUCACAUUGAUAUUAUGCUGUUCGCACAUAAUAGUUUGAUCUUGUACCAUCGUCGUUACACGGUUUUGUAUAGCACGUACAAGCACGUUUUACGUGCGAGUGACAAAGCAAUAUUAUUAUUAUUACUAUCGUUUAUUUAUUUUAUAAGUCUUCCUAAUUUUUUUAUAUAUAUUUUUUUUUAUUAUUUUAUAUGGUUUACAUACUAUUGAUUUGUUACUUCUGUGUUUUUCCUACUCUAAUAAAUAUUAUAGAAAAUUA
This is a messenger RNA of Rhopalosiphum padi (bird cherry-oat aphid), 1322 nucleotides long. Its product is annotated as cuticle protein 19.8-like. Gene Ontology annotation, cellular component: extracellular matrix. The record is from RefSeq and is a predicted model, not a curated record. NCBI's taxonomy places the organism in Eukaryota, Metazoa, Arthropoda, Insecta, Hemiptera, Aphididae. The coding region runs from base 140 to 964 and encodes 274 amino acids. The transcript has 2 exons.